AUGACCACUCCUCUCAAAUAGAAAUUUAAUAUCGAGGACGGUUCAGAGUCAGAAUAAGAAGAAACCUAGAAGAAAUCCUCUGAAAAUCAACCCUUAUUUCAAACAUCCUUAUUUUCCUCCUUACCAUCAAACUCAAAAUCACUAAAAAAGAAACCAUUAGCAAAACUGACACUCUAGGAUUUCCUCACUAAUUAUGAUUAAAAUUUUGAUGAUGUCUUUGGAGAAAAAGAACUCCCAUAAACUUAAGACUAGGUAGCCAAGAAGAAAAAGAAGAAAACAGCAAAAAAGAAAAAACAUUAAUCUGAUUCUGAAUCAGAAUACAAAUCAUUACCUAAAGUGUCAAAAAAGAAAUAGAAUGCAGAUUCAGAAUAAUCAAAUGAAAAAUAAAUGGAGCCUUCACUAACUAAGUAAUCAACAUCAAAGAAUCAGAAAAAACACAGACUAACUAAAAUUGAUAGUAGUAAACUCACAUCUGAAGAGAAAUCAAACGAAGUCAAAAGAUAUGAUCCAAAUUGUGUAGAUCUACCAGAAAACACUAAGGCUGAUAAGAAGAAUUUCAAAUUAAGGAAAUUUUUGUUUAGUUUUGGGUUGGAACAAUAGAAUCCAGAUGAUGAUCAAGAAUAAGAAGAGGAAAAGGAAGAGUAAGUAGAAGAAUAAAAAGAAAGCGUUAAUAGUAAGAAUACUAAAAAGAAAAGCAAUUAAAUAAGUGAAAAUAAGGAUAAUUAAAUAGAAUAAUUGGAUAUUGAUAAAAUUGAAAAUAACAACAAAAAGAGGAAACAACCAAAAAAGACUAUGACUAAUUCAAGAGAAAAUGAGAAAUAGAAAUAACAAUAAAGAGAAUAGAAACAACCAGAAAUAGAUCCUAAAACUAUGCUUAAUCUUGAUACAUUAAAAUUGAAUGUCUAUAUUCCAGAAUGCAACCCUAAAGAUAAUGAUAAUGAUAUUAAUUAAUGA
Messenger RNA from Paramecium tetraurelia, 954 nucleotides. RefSeq lists its product as uncharacterized. The transcript is spliced from 2 exons. The record is from RefSeq and is a predicted model, not a curated record. Lineage: Eukaryota; Ciliophora; Oligohymenophorea; Peniculida; Parameciidae.